AUGGCUUCCAACCUUGGGCGGCUUCUCAUGCUUCUUCCCUCAACAUUCCUUCCGUUCAUCUCAUCACGACUGGAGCGGUAACGAUGUCACACUUUCUACACUUGUUCCAUGUGGACGAGAUAAAGUGUGAAGAGUUCCGUUUUUCGCCUAUUCAUUGUCACGACAACCACGAGAUGAGAAAAUUUAUUGAGAUGUGUAGUAGCGCCAACGAGGAAGAAGUUAUAGACAUUGGAGUGUUGUGCUUCAGAUCCCUCCAUUUGUCUAAGAGUUUCAUCUUGAUCAAUACUUGUAGCGAGAUCGAAGAAAAGUACAUCAAAUAUCUCUCCCUUUUGACCAAGAAGGAAGUAAUCCCAAUAGGGCCCCUUAUUCGAGAAACAACGGAUGAUGAAGAACACGAGGAGAUCAUGGAAUGGUUACAAGAGAAAGAAGAGUCUUCGUGUGUAUUAGCAUCAUUCGGAAGUGAGUAUUACAUGUCAAACAAAGAAAUUGAAGAGAUAGCUCGUGGUCUAGAGCUAAGCGAGGUGAACUUCAUAUGGUCACUAAAGUUCCCGACAGGAGUGAACACGAGCAAGGAAGAAGCCAUGCCACGAGGUUACCUUGAAAGGAUGAAACACAAGGGAUUAGUAGUCAAGGGUUGGGUCCCACAAGCCAAGAUUUUGAGCGACAAAAGAAUAUGCGGGUUCUUGAGUCAUUGCGGGUGGAACAGCGUGUUGGAGAGUUUGGCAUCUGGGGUACCAAUAAUAGCCUUGCCAAUACAUCUAGACCAACCUAUAAAUGCUAGGCUGGUGGAGGAGAUUGGGGUUGGAGUGGAGGUGGUGAAAGGGGAGAAUGGGGAGAUAAAGGGAGAGGAAUUGGCAAAAGCUUUGAGGAAGGUUGUGAUGGUAGGGAAGAAGAGUGGAGAAGCACUAGAAACUUCAAUGAAUUCCAAGGCUAAGGAAUUGAGUGAGAGGAUAAAGUUGAGAGGUGACAAAGUGAUUGAUGAUGCAGUUGACAAGCUGCUUCAACUUUGCAAAGGGAAGAACUAAUAAACAAAAGGGUCUUCUUGUA
Molecule: messenger RNA, 1047 nt
Organism: Cuscuta campestris
Lineage: Eukaryota; Viridiplantae; Streptophyta; Magnoliopsida; Solanales; Convolvulaceae
Source: the annotation of a GenBank genome assembly